UUAUCGUCGUGCGCGUAUCACCACACUAUCAUAAACACAUGCGUUCAUGAAAUUAUCAGGAAACUUUCAUGGUCAUUAUGGUAUUCAGCAUAAUAAGCAGCAGAGUGUGGUGGAGCGUCAAAGUCGACUAAAAAUGCUUUCUGCACGUGUGUUGGGAUUUUUGUUAGCCAGCGGUGUGCUGGCGGCGAUUGCCGAGGGGAAUACGCGCAGUUUCAAGGAAGACACGGUACAGCCGCUGAAGAAACCCGCCACCUGCUUCCGAUGCAUUAAAACCCUGUCGUCCUUCGACAAGCAAGGCCACCGCGGCUGCCGCGGCCUCCUCCCGGAGAACACCAUCGCCGCCAUGCUGCACGCCCUGGACCUCGGCGUGACCACCCUGGAGCUCGACACCGUCAUCACCAACGACGGUCACGUGAUCGUCUCGCACGAGCCCUUCUUCAACCACGAAAUCACCACCAAACCCGACGGCUCCUUCGUCCGCCCCGCCGAAGAGCGCUCCCUGAACAUCUACCGCAUGAACUACACCACGACGCAGCAGUACGACGUGGGGGCCCGCGGGAACCCCCGUUUCCCGCGGCAAACGCCGCAACCGGCGACGAAACCUUUACUCCGCGAUCUAAUCAGCAGUGUGGAAGAGUACGUAAAGGUCAACAACAACCGGACCCUCCCGCUGUACAACAUCGAGACGAAAUCGUUAGCGUCCACCGAUGACCUGUUCCAUCCGCCGCCCGCGGCGUUCGUGGAGGCGCUGGUGGGCGUGGUUUCCGCCGGAAACAUUCUAGAGAGAUUGACGAUUCAGUCGUUUGAUUUCCGGACGCUGCGGUAUUUACACGACAAGUACCCGGCAAUCCGGACGGCCGCGUUGAUCGAGGAGGGGUCACGCGGGAAUUUAACUACGUACCUAGAUUCGUUGGGGUUCGUGCCGACGACGUAUUCGCCUCAUUAUUCGCUGGUGACGCGGGAUCUGAUUGACGCGGUGCACGCGUUAGGGAUGAAGAUAUUGCCGUGGACGGUGAACAGUGCGGUGACGAUUAAUCGGUUGAUGGACGACGGUGUUGAUGGGAUUAUCACCGACUACCCGGAUCUCUUUCAGUGACCUUUCUUUUUUUAUUGUACGCAAAUAAAUUUGCGCUAAAUCAAGCACAAAUAGAAAAAAGAAUAUUUUUAUAACGAUGUUUUUAAAAGGUAGUUAUGUACAAUGCUUGACUGAAAAAAUCGAAGCUUGGUUUUACAUGCAUAUUGAACAAACAAGCGCUUCUCUAUUUGAACGCAGCGCUGGCUAUUAACAUUCGGAUAUGCUCUUGUUGCAGUGUUGAUUAAAUUUAUUAAGAAAUUUUUCAACCGCG
Molecule: messenger RNA, 1346 nt
Organism: Paramacrobiotus metropolitanus
Lineage: Eukaryota; Metazoa; Tardigrada; Eutardigrada; Parachela; Macrobiotidae
Product: putative glycerophosphodiester phosphodiesterase YhdW
Exons: 2
Coding region: 47-1096 (349 amino acids)
Biological process (GO): lipid metabolic process
Molecular function (GO): phosphoric diester hydrolase activity
Source: RefSeq, a predicted model, not a curated record